AUGCCAAAGAUCUUCAAGUCAGGCAAGGUUUGCGUCGUAUUGAGUGGUAGAUACGCAGGUAAGAAGGUCGUCGUCAUUAAGCAAUUCGACGAGGGCACAAAGGAGCGUCCAUACGGCCAUUGCCUUGUCGCUGGUGUUGAGCGUUACCCAUUGAAGGUCCACAAGCAAAUGGGUGCUAAGCUCAUCCAACGCCGCUCAAAGGUCAAGCCAUUCAUUAAGAGCAUCAACUACAACCACUUGAUGCCAACCCGUUAUGCACUCGAAUUGGAAGGUUUGAAGGGUAUCAUCUCCCAAGAAACUUUCAAAGAACCAACCCAACGUGAAGACGCAAAGAAGCAAAUCAAGAAGUUGUUCGAAGAGCGUUACCAAUCUGGUAAGAACAGAUGGUUCUUCCACGCACUCAGAUUCUAA
This is a messenger RNA of Wallemia mellicola CBS 633.66, 411 nucleotides long. RefSeq lists its product as hypothetical. Bases 1 to 411 code for a protein of 136 amino acids. Lineage: Eukaryota; Fungi; Basidiomycota; Wallemiomycetes; Wallemiales; Wallemiaceae. The transcript has 2 exons. The record is from RefSeq and is a predicted model, not a curated record. Gene Ontology annotation, biological process: translation. Gene Ontology annotation, cellular component: ribosome; cytosolic large ribosomal subunit. Gene Ontology annotation, molecular function: structural constituent of ribosome.